CGGGUCCCCCCAACUUCCCGUGUGGCUACCUCUAUUCUGUCGACUGGUGCAGAAGUUUUUUUUUUGAAGGAAUCCUAAAAUGAAGAAUCCAGCUAUUCAAUUUUCCCUUUUACUGGUUCUAGGAGUAGCUGUUCAGAAUACAGAAUCCCAAUACCGCCAGCAUCAGCCAUCGUACCCGCAAAACUACCAGAAUCAUAAUUACAAUGCUCACCAGCAACACUACCAUCAGCAGCAGCAACAGCAGCAACAUGCUCACCAACAAAAACAGGCGUCUCAGCAGCAGCAGCAACAACAGUACCCCUACAAUAAUUAUCCUAGUCCAAAUGCGAUAAAAGCCUAUCAGGCGGCGUAUCCGUCGGUUCCACACGCUUCUGUGUUCAAUCAGCCGACGCAUCAGAUUUGUGACAUUCCACCAGACUUGUGGUGUGACAGCCCGCAGUCUGCCCAACAGUGUGGGGUCCAACGGCAAUGCGAUGGUCUCCGUCACCGGCGGCAGCCGAUCAAGAUCACCUUGAUCUAUGAGGCCUUGUGCCCAUAUUGUCAAAAAUUCAUCGCAAAUCAGUUGGGCAGUGUGUUCAAUCAGUUCCAGGGCCAGUUGAUUCUUGAGCUAGUGCCAUGGGGAAACUCUAGGAUAAUGCGGGACGGCUCAUUCUCGUGCAAUCACGGACAAAAAGAGUGCGACGCGAAUCGCCUUCAAUCUUGUGUCAUUGAUAUUUUGAAGGUCAAAGGAGCGUUGCCCUUCAUCGUCUGUUUCGAACGUAACAUUCAACACUAUGGAGUCGAACACGCGAUGCAGACGUGCUCCGCGUUCAUUCGGAGCCAAUAUCGACAGAUUAGACAAUGCUACGAUGGUCCACGUGGCGUUCAACUCCAGCGCGAAGCUGCUCAAAAGACGAUGAGCACCCGACCGAAUCCGAUCCUCGAAGUUCCAUAUCUCCUCAUCAACGACUACACACCAUCGGUCGAUAUGAACAAUCUGAAUGUGAUGCUGCUGCCUCAGUUGUUAGCGAAAUGGACUAAAUUAACGCAUAAACAAUAAAUCGAUUAAAGGCGGGG
Messenger RNA from Caenorhabditis elegans, 1056 nucleotides. RefSeq names its product Prion-like-(Q/N-rich)-domain-bearing protein (gene pqn-48). NCBI's taxonomy places the organism in Eukaryota, Metazoa, Nematoda, Chromadorea, Rhabditida, Rhabditidae. The record is from RefSeq and is marked reviewed. Gene Ontology annotation, molecular function: oxidoreductase activity, acting on a sulfur group of donors, disulfide as acceptor.